UCGGCAGGAUGUUGAGCAGCUCUGUGUGAUGUCACCUGUCAGCUGCUGAUGUGUCUCAUGUCUCACUGUGUCUCUGUCCUGCUCAUGAUGUCAUGUGUCUCUGUUUGUCCACAGUGAAGGACAGAUGAAGGACAGGAGUCUUCCUCUGUCUCAUCUGUGUCUCUGAGUCCAUCUGAUGUCUUCUCUCAACAUUUAAACAUUUGUGUCGCACUGUUUUCAGGUUUCACUGCUGACGAAUGUGUUUCAUGUGCUCAUGGUUCAUGUGUUCACUCUGUGGUUUGACUCUGAUGUGAUUCACUGCUGACGAAUGUGUUUCAUGUGCUCAUGGUUCAUGUGUUCACUCUGUGGUUUGACUCUGAUGUGACUGAGUGAUGUCUGACAGUUUGACUCAGGUCAGGUCCUGAACAUGUGUCACUGUGUCUCUGUUUAAACAGCUCAGUGUUUCAUGUGCUCAUAUCUCAGUGUGUCACAGUGUUUCUUUGUCGCCUGGUUUCACUCACGAGACAUGUGUGGCUCAGAUUGUUCUGUCGCUGUGCAGAGGUGAGGUGACACCUUUGGUUUGACAUGUGACGGUUCCUGUUGUGUGUGACGCUGUGACGCUGUGACAGAGUGACAGUGUGACGGUGUGACAGUGUUUCAGGGUGUUAAGGUGUCACACGGUGACAGAGUGUCAGGUGAUGAUGAUGAUGCCGAAUAACUCGGAGCUUGUGUUUGUGCUUCAGGGUCUCAACGACUCUGUGACAAACCGCCAGCUGUUCUUCGCCUUCGCUCUGAUGUCAUACCUCUUCACCAUCUUCGUCAACCUGACGCUCAUCGUCACCGUCUGCCUGGAGAAAACGCUCCAUGACCCCAUCUACAUCUUCCUGUGCAACCUGUGUUUUAACGGCCUCUGCGGAGCGUCCAGUUUCUACCCGAAGCUGCUCCACGACCUCCUGGCCGAUGCCCAGGUCAUCACGUAUGCCGGCUGUCUGUUGCAGCUGUUUGGCGUUUACUGCUACGUCUUCUGUGAGUUCACCAGCCUGACCGUCAUGGCGUACGACCGCUACCUGGCCAUCUGUAAGCCACUGCAGUACCGCACGCUGAUGACGGUGCAGAGGGUGGCGCAGCUGCUGCUGCUCACCUGGUGCUUCACGCUGCUGGAGACGGCGAUCGGCAUCACGCUGACAGCCAGCCUGCCGAUCUGCCGGCGCCACAUCAAGAAGAUCUUCUGCACCAACUGGGAGGUGGUGAAGCUGUCGUGCUCCAACACCACCGUCAACAACAUCUACGGCUUCGUGCUCAUGUUCUCGCACAUCUCACAGAUCGCACUUAUCCUUGUGUCCUACACACACCUGGUCCGAGCCUCGCUCAGGCUGCAUUCCGACCGCAGGAAGUUCAUACAGACGUGUCUGCCACACCUCGCCACGCUGCUCAUCUUCACCAGCUCGCUGGUGUUUGACACCAUGUACGCUCGUUAUGGCGGUGGCGGCGGCACGCUGCAGGCGCUGCAGAACCUGCUGGCCGCAGAGUUCCUGGUGGUCCCGCCCCUCAUUAACCCCAUCAUCUACGGCAUCAACCUGCAUCAGAUCCGCUCCAGGAUCCUCCACAACUUCACCGCCAGACCCGUCAUCCAGAAACCACUUCCAUAAAGAAACCUACAGCACGCUACGGAGGCAGAUUGGUGUCAGAAUUAUAUGCAGAAACAACCCGAGUGUUAAUGUGUAAAAACAACUCACACAAAUACAGAAGUAUGAUUUUUAAACUAAAAAAAAAAAAGAAAUAUAAAACAAAUCUGUAAAAACACAAAUUUAAAUAAAUUUGCAAAUAAAUGAAAAACUGAAACCUUUUUGUGAAUCUCAAUGUUACAUUUGCAGAUUUGCAUUUUACACACUUAGUCUUUUUUUUAAAUUGCAGAUCUGUUUUAUACUUGACGUGAAAUAUU
Epinephelus moara (kelp grouper) is the source of this 1921-nucleotide messenger RNA. Its product is annotated as putative gustatory receptor clone PTE03. The transcript has a single exon. Gene Ontology annotation, molecular function: olfactory receptor activity; G protein-coupled receptor activity. NCBI's taxonomy places the organism in Eukaryota, Metazoa, Chordata, Actinopteri, Perciformes, Serranidae. The coding region runs from base 678 to 1628 and encodes 316 amino acids. Gene Ontology annotation, cellular component: membrane. The record is from RefSeq and is a predicted model, not a curated record. Gene Ontology annotation, biological process: G protein-coupled receptor signaling pathway.